AUGCUCGUUACGCUUUCUGUCGCUGUUGUAUCCAUUCUGGCCACGUUGGUUGACGCCGCAGGUCCUCGUACGAAGUGUGUCGAGACAUACCGGCCAACAAAAACCGAUAGUUGCGCGUCCAUAUCGGCGUGGUCGCUUAUUCCGGUCUCGAGUAUCCAGAAUAUGAAUCCGGGCGUUUCAUGCAACGCACCCAUGAACACGCCGACCGUAUGCUUGCAACAAUUCAAACCGACGUGCACGCUCAACAGCACGGCCUGGGAGACGACAUGUAACGACCAGGCCAGCCACUUCAACCUGUCUGUCUCGGACUUCGUCUUGCUCAACGACAACGUCGACAACGCCUGCGACAACCUACAAAUCGGCAAUGACUACUGCGUAAGCACUGCAGACUGCUUCCCUGGUAAUACCGACCCGCUCUGCAGCGGCCACGAAGGUUGA
This is a messenger RNA of Peniophora sp. CBMAI 1063, 438 nucleotides long. The record is from the annotation of a GenBank genome assembly. NCBI's taxonomy places the organism in Eukaryota, Fungi, Basidiomycota, Agaricomycetes, Russulales, Peniophoraceae.